AUGUCGUUCAGAGAGACAUCUUCCAUGGAGCAGCUUUGGCUCUCAGUAUUGAGGCAGCACCAAAAGGCUGCCCAAACACUCCGCAGAGAGAAGCACUUCGAGGGGCUGUGCGAGGUCCUGUGCCGGCUCGGUGACCUGUCGUGGCUUGGCCAGAAGCAAGAACUUGCUUGCAGCUCCUGGCGUGAAGCUGUUGAAGCGUGUUUCUGGAGAAGGAACAUGCUGCACGAGUGGCCUUACCUUGACACCCAAUUCUUCACCCCAGAGACAGGGCAAAUCGACAUUCGUCUUAGAAGCCUCAUACCUCUUCACCGCUGGGCCAGGUUCACACACCGGAAGUCGCACCACGAGCAACUGCAUGCAGCGCUGCUGGCUUCGCGCAUUCUACAUGGUAUCCUAAUGACGUCUGCUGAGCAUCCUUUGCCGGCUCAAGGAGAAUGGGGAGCUACAGAGCUUUUUUCGGGCCGCAGUGAUGGAGGGCUUCUGAGGCACCGCAUAAGGAAACUUCACGGGCAUCUAACAACGCUGCCUACAUCGCUGCUCUCCCCCACACCGGACGGUAGUAGAGCUCACGCGGCUGAGCUCGUAGAUGCGUUGGCUUGGUUUGCUUGCGUAUUACGUUGCUGUGAUUUCACGCGGGAAAAAGCGUUCCCAAUCUUGGCAGUAGCAGAGUACGUGGCGGCAGAUGUUUGUAGGAACAUCCAGACGGCGACGUACUGCCGCCUUUUGCGCUGCUUUCUCUGCAUUGACUGCAGAGACCUUCAAGCCGCUCACUGGCAGCUACGGGAAAUCGUCUGGGGAGUAGGAACAUCAAUAGCCUGCCUUUUUGAAAGAGGAGAAUUCCCCGGCACCAUUUUCGAAGGAGGCGAUUUCGCAGUCUUUUCUGUGGCCUUGUCAGACACCCCCACUCCUGGGUCGAGCGAGAGACAACAAAGUAGCCAGACGGCAGAACAGCGAGCCCCUCUCCAUGGAUUUUCCAAUUCGCGCAGACUCGACGAUAGGGAGAAUAUUACAGCACGGGAGGAUCUAUGGAGCUGGAAACUGCACAGUCGUCUUCAGGAGCUGUAUGGAGCUUCGAACGCUAGGAGGUUCGUUCUGGCCAAGGCGUCAUGGAUGGUCGCAGCCAUCUCUAACUUGUCAGCGCCGCAUUUAAAACCAGAGGAAGUGGCACAGCGGCUAGAGGGCCUCGAGCAAGUAGCUAACCUACUAAUGAUCACUCUGCAAGAGCUUAUUCAAGAAACAGACACUCAAUUACAGCCCGGGGCCCCAAAGAGACCAAUUUCGCCAUCUCAAGGACUUCAAGAGGGCAGCCCGAACCGGUUGGCGGGAAAGAACAGGUCCGCGGCAGAGAAAAUCUCUCUUCGUAAAGUGUUGGACACUCUGCGCUCUCAGCUUCAGCAACCACUGUGGGCAAAAGAGUUUCCCACUGAAGAUGCAUAUUUCGCCCUAAUGCUGCUUUCGCAAGUGCAAGAGACCCUCGGGCACAUGCAUAAGGCUUAUACUUCGGCAGAGGCCGCAGCGCAUGUUGCAACUACUAAGGGUGCCUUUGAAAAGGGCUUUUUAUUACAACCGACAAUCUUAAAUGGGAUUAGAGCUUGGCAACAAGUGGCGCGGCUCCUCUUUAGGUGCAAAAGGUUUUCGGUAGCAGCUAGUUUGGCGACACGCCUGCUUCAACUGUCGUCGGGACGUGUACUGCCGAAACUUGAUCAGGCUAAGCCUUCAGAGAUUAGCAAACUGCAGGAGGCCAAGGCCAAAGUGCCUUCAACUUUUCAAGAAGAUCUCUCGUGGCUCCCAUUACCACCCGAGGCCCCCGGCAUUCAAUCUGCCUCCCCUCCUGUGGAAGGGGCGGUUUGUUUACCAGGAGUGGUAGUAGAGCUUCUUGUACUUCUCGCCGGUGUGCAUAUUUCGAUGGGCCAGCCAACGAAGGCUCUCUGCCUAUGCAAGUGGGCACGGCAUUACGCAAAAGAAGCUCACGUUGACGGUGAGGUUGCAUUUGCAGAUGCAAGCCUGUUAGCUUCACAGAUUGUCGCGGAGUGCCCUGUUUUGUUGAAGCUUGCACAAGUGGAUGAUGGCAAGGUGCAGUUGUGCCAAGCAGACGUCUUCGAGGUGCACCACAGCACAGAUGCACCUGAAGCCGACGCAGCGGCACAAUGGGGCCUCAUUUCAGGCUUAAGAACCGAUGCUCUGAAACAAGCAGAAAUGCAUUUGCAACAAAAGUCUCUCUCGGAACUUGGCUUUUCCGGAAAGCCAGAUGCAAGAGCCAGAAAUUCCCCACCCACAGAGGGCCUUUCAGAUAUCCCUGUAGGCAAAAAAGAUAACGGACGCGUUGGGCCAACGCGGGCGAGUGCCCAGGAUUUACCAGGAGCUCCACUCUGGCAGCCUGCAACAAUCCCAAAAUUGCAUCACCUUGACUUCAAAAUGGAAAGACCUCCUGGAGAAGACUCAACUUGCAAAGACCAUCGGAACUUGUUUAACAAUUGGAAUCAACGGAGGGCAGCCCUGCUCCUUGGCCUGGCAGAGGCUUUUAAUCAUCAACCGGGAAAAACUGCAGAAUAUUACAAAUUAGUGGCCUUAGCUGGGCAACAGCUGCGGUGGCUGGGAGAACCCAGCCCGCCCUUAUGUGCCCAAGUGUGGCUCCACCAGCUGCACGUUUAUCGCUUGCAGCAAGAAAUGCAGCUGGGGUCCCGACGCAUUCCUGAGAGCAACGACACGGGCAGAGUAGAAGCAGCAGCGGCUGCAGAUGGACUGGCGACUCAACAGUUUCUGCGAUACUUUCAGAUUGUCGUUAGAGUUGCUGCGUUCAUUGAUAGAUACUGCGGGUCGGACUUGUACCUCCACAGAACACUAUUUUCAGAGGCUUUGUUGCUCUCUGUUCAAAUGUUGGCGCUUUCGAAGCGGCUCGUCUCGCAAAUGCAACCUCAGUCGCCAGCCGACGAUUCAAGUGAACAAGCCAAUGAAGCUAUGCUCAAGAGAGUUGCCUUCCAAGGAGCGCAGCUUUGCAUGUUAGCUCUUUUUCAAACUGAGCAACAGCGCCAGCUUACCCCGUACCAGUUAAAAGGCGCGGACCUGGAUGCAACUUUGCAUGCUUUGCGCUGCCUCAAGCCGCUUGUCAGGCUCUUCUUGGCCAUGCGAAGUUCCUACUUUGAUGGAGGAGCCUCAGAUGAAAAUUUUGGAGAAGACAGCCUUACUUGCGCAGCAGCUCUUGCUGUUUUGCAAGAAGCGGCUCGUCGAUGCCGGCUCCUCGGAGACUGGCUUUCGCUGGAUCGGCAAGUUGCGAAUUGCCUGCACCUGGUCCUCUGCAGCUUGCCCAACAUACAAAGUGCCAUUGGGCUAUCCCCGAUGUUAGCUUCGGAGGCGUUCGCUGGGUUUGUUGGAAUGACAGAGGAGGAGCCGAAGCGAAAUGCAGCCUCAUCUGACACCAAUGCUGGCAAAAAGGAUGUCCAAAAGGACAGCAAAAGCCAAGUGAACGACAGCCGUGAUGCACCUCUGUCUUCUUCGUCUGCCUUCUUUGACGGCUUUAAAAUCCCGCAGUUCGCCCAAAACAGCCAAACUACCACAGCUCAGCUCCUCUGGCUUUCCCCCGGGGCUGUAAACCAAGAGAGCCUCGAGCUGCUCCGCCGAACUCUCGGGGCUUCAAGCUGUGGCGCAGCCGGGCCGUACGCUGCUGAUACUUCACCUUUUAACCGCGCCACUGUAACAAGCACAACAAGCCGAGGCCAGUUCUCGCUAGCUGUAGAAGGAAUGCACCAUGAAUCUACGCAGCAUCUCACGAAGAGCGUGGCGCCAACGCAGGAUGCUACUGUUCUCGUUGCGAUAUUCGCUGGACCAGAGUUCGCGCAUGUGCUUCUUUUCCUGUGCAAGAUCGCAACGAGCAACGGAUCCUCAGAGGCCUACUCUGCGAGCUGCGGCGGCGGGAUUGCCGUGUGUGUGAAAAAAUGUAGCAAACAAAGAAUUCAAGCUUUGGCGGGUGCCUGCCACUCAGCAGCCGUCGAGUGGCGCAGGGAACUGAAGGCGCAGCAAAUCUCUGCGAACCACUUUUCGGGCGUUCGAGCCGAGGAAGACUCCCUCGAAGCGCGCACACUUGACAUAUUUGCUCGCGUCUUUGUCGCACUCAGCGAAGGCAAGUGGCUGUGCGCAGGAUCUGAAGAAACAAGCGCGUUCGGAACAGAUCCUGCGGAGCAGCCUUUGGCCGCCAGCGACAAGACAGACCCUCCACAAAGACGGCCAGAGGGAAGCCACCCACACCAAGACAGCAGCAGCAGCAGCAGCAGCAAAGGGGAAGGCAAAGCGCCGGCUUCUGUUUCUGGCGCAGCAGACCAAGUGAGCUUGCAUGUUGCUGCGGCGCGGCAGGCAGAGUCGCCGAAAAGCGCUGCAGACUACGGAGGCGUGGCAGCUCUGAAACUCACGAGUUCAACUAAUGCAACAAAUGCAGCAGAUCGGAAGCACAGCUUGUUCCGAGAGCCCUCCGCCUCCGCCAUGAAUAGGCGCCACUCGCGAGCGAGAAAGAGCAUUGUGGACUUCCUUGCUGAAACAUCCGGUAUUCAGAAAACAACGCUCGAGGCCGAGAGAUCAGAAAGCUACUCCGCAGCAGCGCGACUCUGUGCAGAGUUAAGAAGGGAGUCCCGCUCCGCAGAAGAAAGCCACCAAAAAACCCCAAAAGCCCUAGAUCGCUCCACUCUUAAGGAAAAGGGGAGGUCCCAGACUCCAGUUCAGGCGACUGAAGAGAGCCCUGGCCACGACGGAGGAAGUGCAGUUGUUGAUACACUUGACCUCUUCAGCUCCUUUUUAGGAGUUAGUGCGAUUGCUGCUGAAUGCAGGCUGAAGCCGGCAAUAAAAUUCCUCUAUCGGGCUCUUUCAAGGCACCAAGUUGCAGUCCUUAGGGACUCAAAUUCUUCGCAGACCUAA
Molecule: messenger RNA, 4902 nt
Organism: Eimeria tenella
Lineage: Eukaryota; Apicomplexa; Conoidasida; Eucoccidiorida; Eimeriidae
Exons: 10
Coding region: 1-4902 (1633 amino acids)
Biological process (GO): cilium assembly
Source: RefSeq, a predicted model, not a curated record